UUCAAUUCACAAACUCUACCGUAUUUAGAACCUAAAAUAAUCACAAUUAUUAUAGAUAAUAAACAGCAAAGCUAACUUUGCUGGCGACGAAAAACGCUUACUUCAACAUCGCCCUUAAACUGUGGGAGUAACAAGGGGUGGGGCGAAAAAAAUCAUAAAUCGAACGGUAAAUUUAAUGUUGCGCAGGAGUAUAUCAUUUGAAUUGUACGCGAAGGAAUAUCAGUUGUGUCUUGUAGUCGGACGGCGGCGGUCGUGUGUCCCGGCGGAUAAUUACAUUUAGUGUUGUGUCUAAUAGUGCGAUGAAGUGGUCGAUAUUUGUUUGUUUGGUCGUGUGCUUGGCGAGGUUCUGCGACGGCUUGGCAAUAAAAUGUCCGCCCGGUGUCACAGACCCUGCAUGCACAGAAGAUAAAAUAGAAGACACAUCUGAAACAUCAAAACCAGACGUGACAGACGCGCAGUGCUUAGUGGGUAGCGAGUGGGAGAGCAACUGCCAUUACUGCCGCUGUUCCGACGGCGGCGUCGCCGAGUGCCUCAAGCAAAGCAACUGUGACAAAGAAGUAUUUGCGGAACCAAUCCUCUGCAAGCCAAACACGGAGUUCCAGAGAGACUGCAACACUUGCAUCUGCCUAGAGAAUGGCCUGGGACUCUGCACCUUAGAGUUCUGUCGGAGAGACAGUAUUGGAGCUACUCCUGAAAUAUUGGUAGCCAGUGAGUUACAAGAUAAAGAUGAACCUGAUCAGAAGUCAGUCAAAACCGCGGUUCUCGUUCCGACAAUGAAGUCAUCUAAAAACACAACAAAAUCAAAAGUUUGUGAAGCCAAUCGUAUGUUCAUCAAAGACUGCAACACUUGUUGGUGCAACGAAGAUGGCACUGGAUACUACUGCACCCGCCGAGCCUGUGUGCCACUCCUGCCCGAAGACCAGGCUGACUUCGGAGGAAUCCCGGUCGAAAAUCUUCGCAUCGUACCAAAGGAAUGUCGUCCAAAUGAAGUGUUUGAGCUGGAUUGCAAUAUGUGUCGGUGCAAUCCCGAUGGGAAGUCCUAUGCUUGUACUAGAAGAGCUUGUGAAGAACCAAUUGAUGAUAAAAAGAAUGCCACCUUGACCAGGAAAGAACGAUCGGUAUCUACGGAGCUGGCAAAGACCUGCACACCAGGUACGGAGUUCCGCAUGGACUGCAACAAAUGCCUCUGCGACAACAAGGGACAAGACUUCUCCUGCACCAGGAUCGACUGCAACGCUUUGAACAAUAACCAUCACGCCAGCGCGUUUACUGCACGGAGUAAAAGAGAUGUAUCUGAGCAGCUAUCAAUGAAAUGCGUCCCGGGCAGCGUGUUCGACCGCGACUGUAACGUCUGCCGUUGCACCGAGAACGGACAGUUCGCUACAUGCUCCAUCAAGCGGUGCACGGACAAUAAGCUAGAAACUGAACAUGCGCCUGAUUCGGAUCUCGGCUUCCGCUGCAACCCUGGCGAACAGUUUAGACGCGAUUGCAACGACUGCACCUGCUCAGCGGACGGCAAGAGUGUGUUCUGCACUCUGCGCCUGUGCGACGAAGCUCUCGCGUCAGACAUUUAAUCGCACAGCCAUGCUUGUCUUGGAAUGCACACGACAUUCACAAAUCAGUACAGACACAUUACCCAAGCCCAAUCUGUCAAAUUACUUCAAUAGAUUUUCAACCAUAUCACUUUAGAAGAAGGUUAAUGUUCGACUGAUGUAAAAUUUUGACAGAUGUGGGCUGUCACAAUAUUCAUGAACUUUUGCUCCAGUGAAUAAAAAUGUUGAACCAUUUAGGUUUUUCUUUUACGUUAUACACAGGUUUAAGUUACAAACUAUGCUCUCUAUAUUUAUGUUCCUUUGUAUGAGCUUAAGUAACGAUUUUCAAGACUUUUUUCAUUAAAAGCUUUACAAACGCAGUUAUAAGCGCUAAAAGUAUUACAAACAGGAGAAGCGCUUGGUCACAAUUUAAAACCUUUUCUCUUACUAGUUUUUAUUGUCGUGUGUUAUAUCAAGAUAAGUUUUGUCUCCUUUAGCAGCUUUGCAAUCGAUCUAAAUACAUUUAGUCGAUUUAUCGAAUAACUGUGUGCUUUAGUAUCAUUUCAAUGUUUUGUGUUUUUUAUAAGUAUUUUGUGACUAAUUUUACUUAGUAUGUAAUACGAAUGAACGAGUAGUUUCUAUUUCAUUUUAAUGUACAAUGGUUUAGUAAACAUUAGUUAAAACUAAUAAGUCUUAAUAAGGAUUUAUCGAAUAAUUCACUUUAGUCGAUUAUUCAGCUGUCAUAUUGAUAAAACUAAAAUUUGUUUGUGACAAGGAAUCGACUAUAACUGAAUAGUCGAUAAAACCAGCGUUUUGUUAAAUACUAAAAGUAUAAAUACAACUAAUAGUUUCCCGUACAUUGUAUUUAGUUUACGUAUUAGUAAACUAACUUAUUCUAUUACUAGUUAGUGUGAGGAGCCUAUUUUCAUGUGUGUGUGAAUCGUUUCAUCGGCAUUUCCAACUUAGUUGACUCAUAUGCGAUUUUCGUGUGGAAGAGCUUUUCAUUUAAUUUUCAUUCCUUUAGUGUGUAACUGUGUGUGGGCCGAGUUUUUAGUCAGACAAAAAUAUAUCAUUUGGAGUAAAAAUAAUGAACGAGAAUCAGUCAUAUUCGAAAUUAGAACUGUGUAAAACGAUAUUAUGGCAUUUACUUAAUUAGUGUCUUUUUACAUGUCAUGCAAUAGAAUCGACUAAGAUCAAACGAUUUUUAGUCGAUUUUUCAAACUGAUUUCUGGCUAUUCUCUCGGCACCGAAUAGUAUCGAAUGUUUAGUAGUUUAUGAAUGAAUAGUGUUACGUGGCUUAACGUAGUAAGGAACGUACUAUCAUGUAUUAGACGAUACGUAAUUAAAACUUAAGUAAUUUGAAUUAAAAAUAAUCACGAAACGAAUAAACGAGUUAAUUUUA
Molecule: messenger RNA, 2934 nt
Organism: Helicoverpa zea (corn earworm)
Lineage: Eukaryota; Metazoa; Arthropoda; Insecta; Lepidoptera; Noctuidae
Product: SCO-spondin-like
Exons: 11
Coding region: 300-1574 (424 amino acids)
Molecular function (GO): peptidase inhibitor activity
Source: RefSeq, a predicted model, not a curated record